AUGUCUCCAGACCACCCAGACCUCCAAACCCUCCGCGAAAAGCGCCUAGCCAGAUUCGACCCACGAGCAGCAGCAGUACCAAGACCCACGGCGCAAGACAGCAGCAGCAGUAGUAAGACGCCGCAGAUGAUGCGCUAUGUCCAUAACGCCCGAAAGCGGCGCUGCGGCGACGUGGAGCUGGAGCUGGAGAUGGAGCUGGAGAGGGGCGCGGCGAAGGUCGCGAGGGUUUGA
Messenger RNA from Morchella sextelata, 231 nucleotides. RefSeq lists its product as uncharacterized. NCBI's taxonomy places the organism in Eukaryota, Fungi, Ascomycota, Pezizomycetes, Pezizales, Morchellaceae. The transcript has 2 exons. The record is from RefSeq and is a predicted model, not a curated record. Bases 1 to 231 code for a protein of 76 amino acids.